Messenger RNA from Salmo salar (Atlantic salmon), 2051 nucleotides. Its product is annotated as NPR2 like, GATOR1 complex subunit. Gene Ontology annotation, biological process: negative regulation of TORC1 signaling; cellular response to amino acid starvation; positive regulation of autophagy. Gene Ontology annotation, molecular function: GTPase activator activity. NCBI's taxonomy places the organism in Eukaryota, Metazoa, Chordata, Actinopteri, Salmoniformes, Salmonidae. Gene Ontology annotation, cellular component: vacuolar membrane; GATOR1 complex. The record is from RefSeq and is a predicted model, not a curated record.
CUUCCUCUCUGGUUAAGGUUGUUGUUACCAAGUCGGACAUUUCCGAGUGUCCUUGUUCCGACUAGCUUGUCAACGUGUCAUUAUUAGCCACAUAGCUAGCAUACCAUUUGUUCAAUUGUAUGUAGUCGGUACUUUCUACGCUGUGAUAUAUUUUUGGAAUGACAUUUUAACAGAUUGGUCGUCAUUUGCAAGGAAAUACAAGAUGACUCAGUUGUAGGCUUUACAUUUCAUCAAGUGUUAAGUUAGCUAGAGAUAGCUGGCUAGAGUACUGUAGACUGUAAACAACAACAACCCUUAUCUUCAAUUGAGCAUUCACAUGUUCUGGGUGCCGAGAGAUUGAAGCAGUUGGAGUUGCUUUCCUUCUUUGUUUACUACUGCAGCUAGAUAGCUAAAGUUUAAAGUACUGUUAGCAACCACGUCUUCAUGGGGAUGAGUCGAAUAGAAUGUAUAUUUUUUAGUGAGUUUCACCCGACACUGGGACCAAAGAUUACCUACCAGGUUCCAGAGGAGUACAUAUCCCGGGAGCUCUUUGACACAGUACAGGUGUACAUCAUUACCAAACCAGAACUGCAGAACAAACUCAUAACUGUAACAGCCAUGGAGAAGAAGUUAAUUGGUUGUCCAGUGUGCAUUGAGCACAAGAAGUACAGCCGCAAUGCUCUACUCUUUAACCUCGGACUUGUGUGUGACGCACGGACCAAGACCUGUGCCCUUGAGCCGAUUGUCAAGAAGCUCUCUGGGUACCUCACAACACUGGAGCUGGAGAGUGGGUUCAUAUCGAAUGAGGAGAGCAAACAGAAACUGCUACCCAUUAUGUCCACGUUGUUAGAGGAGCUCAAUGCUACCGGAGCCUGCACCUUACCCAUCGAUGAGUCCAAUACAAUCAACCUGAAGCUGAUUGAGCAGCGCAGGGACCCUCUGAUCGUGCAGGAGUACGAUGUGCCUGUCUUCACUCAGUGCAAGGACCACUUCAUCAAAUCCCAGUGGGAUCUCACCACUCAACAGAUCCUGGCCUACGUUGAUGGGUUCAGGCAUAUCCAGAAGAUAUCUGCAGAAGCGGAUGUUGAACUUAAUCUAGUCCGGAUCGCCGUACAGAAUUUACUGUAUUAUGGUGUUGUAACUUUGGUGUCAAUAUUUCAGUACUCCAACGUGUACUGCACAACCCCUAAAGUCCAGAGCCUGAUAGAUGACAGGUCUGUUCAGGCGGAGUGUCUCAGCUAUGUCACCAAGCAAGGACAGAAGAGAGCCUGUUUAAGGGAUGUGUUCCAGCUGUACUGCGGUCUGACUCCAGGCACCACUGUUCGCGAUCUUUGCUCCCGCUAUUCGCAGCAGGUGCAGAGGGUAGAUGAGAGGAGGCUGAUCCAGUAUGGGCUGAUGAAGGGUCUAAUUCGCCGGCUGCAGAAGUAUCCUGUUAAGGUGACCCGAGACGAAAGGAGCCGCCCACCACGCCUUUACACUGGUUGCCAUAGUUACGAUGAAAUCUGCUGCAAGACAGGAAUGAGCUACAAAGAGCUGGACGAGCGUUUGGAGAAUGACCCAAACAUCAUUGUGUGCUGGAAGUGAUACCCUGGCUUAAUCAGCAACCACACUGACUUUGAUGCAGAUAGAGCAAGCCCCCUCUCAAACAAAGACAGACAGAGCCACAUGAGGUCCCAUUGUAUGAAAACAUGAGCCUCUUGCUCGUCUCCCAUCUGAUGCACACGAAAGGCUGCUGUCCAGGAGAGACAAAGUGAAGUAACCGUGGCCAAAGAUGCCAUAAAGUGACUUGUUCCUAUCACUGGAAUUUUUCUGGAAAAUAUCUGUGUGUUCAGAGGCUAAGACAUAUAGGUAUUUUUAUACUACCAGUAUGUCACCAAGCUCACUUAUCUUCAGGUUUUUCCAUCCAGACUCUUGAAGCAAUCAUUGUUGUGGGAUAGUUUAAUUCAGAACAAUGAAUGGAAGAAUUCAUAAAGACCACAAAGCGAGGAACAGUAUACUUAUUUAUUCAUUGUGCAAAACCUCUACUGUAUAUACCCACUCCUUGCAAUAAUAAAGAUGCAUUGUCGUCGGCA